AGUCAACAGCUGCGUACCCAAUUGGAAAGUCAAAAGACGGAGAAGAAGUGAAUUGUGUAUCGAUAAUCUGAAAUAAAAUUUUAGUUUUACGUGAAAACCGUUCCCCGAAGUUUUAUUUUUCGUCAUUCAUCAGAGGAGUGGAGUACAAAUGAGAUUAAAAAACCCAAAAUAAGUUACUGUCUUGAGGUGAGAGUGACGUGACGAGUGCAUAUAAAUGUUGGAUGCACCCAAAAUGCUCUCUCAAUUGCAGAGAAUUGAUGCACGACAAUCUAUAAACAUCAAACCUAACCUCUCUUUACUCCGUUGAAUAUAUUUAGAAAUGUCAAAAUUUUCCGGUUUUCCACCAACCGCUUGUUUGUGUACCGACGUCUUCGAAAACAACAAAAAUGUUUUCCCGAUCAGUGGAAAAUCGGCAACGCAUCAAACUGAUUCAAAUCGGUCCCAAUCCGUUGUUCGAGAAAUGGUUAAUGGAUUGGAUUAAACAGGCUGAAGAUAACAAUUCCAUGAAACAACAUUCGCUUACAAAGGCUCUGGACUCACUACGAAAGUAUCCGUUGCUGUUAAGGACCGGUAGAGAUUGUGCAAUUUUGGAUGGAUUUGGUGCGGGUAUAUGUCGGAUGUUGGACGAAAAACUUAAGAUGGUGGAAAAUGUGGCGAGUGAAGAAAGGCACGAUGAGAGUUUCAAGGAAGCGGUGCACAAAGCUACCAUAAAGAUCAACAAGGACAAACGACGCCAAAUGAGAAAACCUGCAGCAAAAUCAAGCACAACUGUGAUCCAAAGUCAACAAGAAACUCAAACGCAAACUGAGUCUGGUACUCAAACGCCGGAUACAGUGUUCAUAAACGGAGGUUCAUUCAAGAUUAUUCUCUUGGUGGACUCGACAGAAACGAUGGGAAAGAAAAAGAGCAACUUGGACGUUACGAUUCAACAGUUAACCCAACGGAACGUUCAAUUCGAAGUGCGACGAUUGAGUGUGGGAGAUUUCUUAUGGAUUUGUCGUGAUAAGGACAAUCGAGAAGUUCUCAUACCAUAUAUCGUUGAACGGAAACGAAUUGAUGAUUUGGCUGGCAGCAUAAAGGACGGACGCUUCAACGAACAGAAAUUUCGAUUGAAAGCCUGCGGUGUUCAGAAUGUGAUUUACUUGAUCGAAAACAAGGGCAGCAAUCAAUUUGUCGGACUUCCCAUAGCCAACCUACUUCAGGCAGGAACGAAUAAUCAAGUACAGAACGAUUUUUCGGUUAAAUUUACGGAUUCACAUGCUGAUUCGAUGAUGUACCUGGCGGUCCUAACCAAUAUUCUCAUCCGAACGUACAAAGACAAAAAUUUGAUGGUCACAAAGAAAGACCAUUUAUGGCCCUGCACGGUAAAUGAUGACACCAUUCCUGUAAUGCAAUUCACCGAGUUCUCGCUGGUAUCGACAAAAAUGAGAAACUUUACGAUCAAAGACUUGUUCGUUCGACAACUGGUCCAAUUGAAGACUUUAAGCGUUGAAAAGGCACUGGCUAUUACGAAAAUCUAUCCCACUCCCGCACAUUUGUUGCUACAAUAUAAACAGUGCAUCGACGAGAGUGAAGGCGAACUGCUUUUGGCUGACAUCAAAUGUUCUUCGGGAAAGAAAAUUGGACCGGUCAUUAGUCGCAUCAUAUACAAUUUGUACAAUUUACAGGCAUCGGCCUUAUAGCAUAAAGUGUUCCGAUUAGUUAAAUGAAUCGUUGCAAU
Messenger RNA from Bradysia coprophila, 1720 nucleotides. RefSeq names its product mus81 structure-specific endonuclease subunit (gene mus81). NCBI's taxonomy places the organism in Eukaryota, Metazoa, Arthropoda, Insecta, Diptera, Sciaridae. Gene Ontology annotation, molecular function: 3'-flap endonuclease activity; crossover junction DNA endonuclease activity; DNA binding. The record is from RefSeq and is a predicted model, not a curated record. Gene Ontology annotation, cellular component: nucleus; Holliday junction resolvase complex. Gene Ontology annotation, biological process: double-strand break repair via break-induced replication; DNA catabolic process; mitotic intra-S DNA damage checkpoint signaling.